AAGCACUAGGCUAGGCUAGGCUUGGGCUAGUUGGCAACAAUAAACAGCACGUUGCCUGUGUGGAUGUGUGAAGUGUGAAUGUGUGUGUAUGUGUAAACGUUGAUACAUGCAGAUACUGGUUUUUUUUUUUUUUACGCCUAGGCCUCGCUGGCUCUACGGCCCAUCAUCACCGGCAUUGUUCACCCAACAAGGUCCAUGCUCCCCUUUUCUCUCCCUCUACCUUUCUCUCUCACCUCCGUCUCCAUGGUCGCACAACGAGCGAUUCGAUUCCCCACAAACAGAACUACAUCUACUAUCUUUUAUCUGUCUUGACUUUUAUCACGUCUUGCAUCUUUUUUUCCCCUCUCUUGUUUUCUUCUCGCUUCAGUACGCAGGCAUGAUGGAUGUUCAACAUGAUCUCAAUCCUUCCUUCCUUCCUUUUUGUUUUCACGCAUCUCUCCUUCGCCAACCCUUUUCUGUUUGUCUUUUCCGCCUGUCUCUUGAUAGCGAGGAACAUAACGGGUAUAAUAAAGACAAAAUAAAAAUAAAGGGAUGGCUGCAUGAUCAAGUUGCGUGUACAGCACCUAACCUUGUGUACCCGUCCAUCACAGUUUUCUUCUCUCCCUUGUCUCUAUUCUUUUUGCGUUUUGUCUUUGUCAUUCUGUGUCUUCAUCGCCCAUGCCCAUGCCCACGCCUACUGCUUACCUACCUCUCUCACAAGAUCCAGUCUAAUCUUUUUUAACCCCUGUUACAAUCCACAUCGCACAUCGUACACCGUACAUCGCAUAUCUCACAUCUUAGCCUCGCCGAGAACAAUUGAUUCCUUUCCUUCCCCCUCAGAUACCCCAA
This is a messenger RNA of Gamsiella multidivaricata, 828 nucleotides long. RefSeq lists its product as uncharacterized. The coding region runs from base 107 to 721 and encodes 204 amino acids. Lineage: Eukaryota; Fungi; Mortierellomycota; Mortierellomycetes; Mortierellales; Mortierellaceae. The transcript has a single exon. The record is from RefSeq and is a predicted model, not a curated record.